Molecule: messenger RNA, 965 nt
Organism: Synchiropus splendidus (mandarinfish)
Lineage: Eukaryota; Metazoa; Chordata; Actinopteri; Syngnathiformes; Callionymidae
Product: centromere protein K-like
Exons: 10
Coding region: 61-852 (263 amino acids)
Biological process (GO): kinetochore assembly; mitotic sister chromatid segregation
Cellular component (GO): nucleus
Source: RefSeq, a predicted model, not a curated record
UAUUGGCGCUAUUUUGGAAACGAUCUGUUUGUUUAUGCCUGUCAUCGAAGUGUUGUGAAGAUGAUGGCUGACGAGGAUGGAGCUAACCAACUGUCCGAAGCUGCUCAGACGGAGCUUCUCCUUCAGUGCGAGCAGCAGUUUGCGCAGUUGGAAAAGAUCCAGAAUGAGAUAAUACUCACGGAGGCCGACUGGCAAAACCCGUGCGAAGUAUCAGUGAACAGGCUGAUGGCAACAGAGGCAGAACUAAACCAGUGGAUGAGUGAGGAGCCCAAAUUGUUGACAACGAAUUCAGAAGUGUUACUCAAAGCUGGGAAGGAAGAGAUGGUGAAGCUGUGUUCUGAACUUGAGAUGGUGGUAGCUUGCUGUGAAGCCAAGCGAAACAAACUGGCAGAAACAAAGGAAGUAGAAUGCAAAUGGCUCAAAGAGAAGCAGCAAGUCCUAGAAGCGGUGACCGAUCACUUUAAGCGUCUCCAAAUGGAAAGAAAAAACCAAUCUGUAAACAGUUUAUUGCAGGACAUGCGAGAUAAAAUCAAGAAGAUGGAACUCUACCAAAAGAAGUUGUUGGACUCCCUUGGAGAAGUUCUGAAUAAUCAUGUUCCUGCUCCUCAGAAUGAAUCCAGCUCCAACUACAAGAAGAAGAAGGAUGUAGAAGACGAAACAAGUGAGGACCUGCUAUCCCUGAAUGAUAUCCUGCAGCUGUUGAUUAACCAGUUCCAGAACUCGCCACACGACCCGUACAUCACUGUAGAUUCAACGUUCUGGCCGCCAUACGUGGAGAUACUGCUGCGGUUUGGAAUAGCAGUCAGGCACCAGGAGAAUAACUUCAAGAUUCGCUUGGAAACCUUUUGCUGAAGUUCUAAUCAUACUACUAUAUACUGUAUGUCUUUGCUUGAUCUUGUUUCUGGUUGUUCAUGGAGUUAAAAAAAUUAUUUCGUAACACAUUUUGUUCAUGUAAAUUGAGUCAG